Molecule: messenger RNA, 3608 nt
Organism: Oenanthe melanoleuca
Lineage: Eukaryota; Metazoa; Chordata; Aves; Passeriformes; Muscicapidae
Gene: CDADC1
Product: cytidine and dCMP deaminase domain containing 1
Exons: 9
Coding region: 31-1500 (489 amino acids)
Biological process (GO): dTMP biosynthetic process; dUMP biosynthetic process
Cellular component (GO): cytoplasm
Molecular function (GO): dCMP deaminase activity; zinc ion binding
Source: RefSeq, a predicted model, not a curated record
CCGGCGGCGGGGGCUCGGGCACCGGCACCCAUGCACGGCGCGGAGGAGGCGGCGGCGGCGCCGCGCGUGAGAGCGGCGAGCACGCAGACCGACAGCAUGGCCGGUCAAGUGCCAAGACUUUCCAAGGUCAAUCUUUUUACUUUAUUAAGUCUCUGGAUGGAGCUCUUUCCCUCUUCUGAGCAGCAGAAAAAAUCCCAGGUGAAGAAGAGUGGCCUUGUUGUGGUGAAAAAUAUGAAGAUUAUUGGUCUUCAUUGCUCCAGUACAGACUUGCAUGCUGGCCAGAUUGCACUUAUUAAACACGGAUCAAGACUUAAAAACUGUGAUCUUUAUUUUUCCAGAAAACCAUGUUCAACUUGUUUAAAAAUGAUUGUAAAUGCUGGGGUGAACAGGAUUUCUUACUGGCCUGCAGAUCCUGAGAUCAGCUUGCAGAACGAGGUAUACAAUCCAACAAGUACUGAGGAUGCAAGGCUGGAUGCCAAAGCAGUGGAAAGACUGAAGUCAAACAGUCGUGCUCGUGUGUGUGUUUUGCUUCAGCCUUUGGUGUGCUACAUGGUGCAGUUUAUUGAAGAAACUUCCACCAAGUUUGAUUUUAUUCAGAAAAUAGCAAAAUCACAGCCUGACUGUAACACUGACUUUUAUACGGCAUGUAGGCAAGAGAGUAUAAAAGAGUAUGAAAGUUUAUUUCUAAUUUCAAAUGAGGAAAUGCACAAGCAAAUAUUGAUGACGAUAGGACUGGAGAACCUCUGUGAAAACCCGUACUUCAGCAACCUUAGGCAGAAUAUGAAAGAUCUUGUCUUGGUCUUGGCAUCAGUGGCUGCCAGUGUCCCAGUCUUUGGAUGCUUUGGAUUUUACAAGAGUGGAUCCCAACGAGCAAACGAAGCAGACGAUCAGUGUUUGCCCCAGGACGUGGCAAGGCACUGUAUGAUACAAGCCAGGCUGCUUGCCUAUCGGACAGAGGAUCAUAAAACGGGAGUUGGAGCUAUUAUUUGGGCAGAGGAAAAAUCGAGAGGCUGUGAUGGAACAGGAGCAAUGUAUUUUGUAGGCUGUGGUUACAAUGCCUUUCCUGUUGGAUCUGAAUAUGCUGAUUUUCCACACAUGGAUGAUAAACAAAAAGAUCGGGAAAUCAGGAAGUUCAGAUACAUUAUCCAUGCGGAGCAGAACGCCCUGACAUUCAGGUGCCGCGAAAUAAAGCCAGAUGAGAGAAGCAUGAUAUUUGUAACAAAAUGUCCAUGUGAUGAAUGUGUCCCUUUAAUUAAAGGAGCUGGUAUCAAGCAGAUCUAUGCGGGAGAUGUUGAUGCUGGAAAAAAGAAAGCAGACAUAUCCUAUAUGAAGUUUGGUGAACUUGAGGGUGUAAGCAAAUUUACAUGGCAACUAAGUCCAUUGCACCCUAAUGCACUUGAAUUCCAUGACCCUACAGCCAGGGAAAAUGGGGUCCAGAAAACAAAAUCGCUGGAUGACCAGCAGCACCAAAGCAAGAAACUGUGUCUUGGUCAUUACUGAAUAAUUAAGCACUUCCUGCAGUCUUGCUUCAUACUUUUUAUAAUACAGCCUGUUUGCACUUUCAAAUAAGAAAGAGUUUUAUUUAUUGUUUGGAAAGUGAAUUUUAGAUUAAGUUUAUUUAUGAUGUCUUUAAUGUUUUACAGUGUUGCCUGAAGGUCUUUUUAAUUUAGAAGCUCCUGGCGAAAAAAUGCUGCUUGUAUUUUCUGUGAAAGUAACUGGGUGGCUGAUCAUUUUUAGCACAUUAAAAAAAUAUACUCGAAGUUCAUUGGUGGUAGAUCAGAGUAAUAAUAAAAUGGUGUCUUGUUUGCUUGGGGUAUGGAUUGAGGGAAUGGAUUUAUAAGUUCUGGGUUAGCAAAUGGCAGAAAUAAGCUGUAGUUCUUCAAAUACAAUCAUCAGAGGAUUCUUCUAGGAAAUGGUAGGUAAAUAAUCACCAGCAACUAUCUCUGUUCUUGAAAGUGGCUUUUGCUUCUCAGUGUGCUUCUCAGUGUAAUGGACAUGAAACUAUUGGGAUAGCAGUCAUUGUUACCUAAAUGAUUUGGAGACAAAUCUUGUUUCUCAUACACACUUCUUACCAUAGCAGCAGAGCUGUUUCGUUUUGUGGUACUUGCCUUGCUGCUCUGUGUGCUUCCUUACUUGCAGUCCAUCUGAAUUAAUGAAGACAAAGAUUGGCUUUGCUUUUUCUCAGCUUCUGGAGGCAGGCAUAAAAGGCUGUAUGCAUCUCACUGGCACCUACAUACCCGUGAAGUUGCUAGUGUUGAGGUUUUGUUAAUCUUCACUGACAGGCUCCUAGGACUGCAGAAGCUAAUAAAUCACCAGUGUCCUGUUGUUUCUUAAAUAGGAUGAUCUGUACCAGUGGAAUAGUCCAAAUCUUUUCAGGUGCCCAUCUCUUGGAUGCCUACACUACAAGGGUGAUUUUGAAACAGCCACUGAAACGUCAGUCUAGUGGUGUUGUUGCUAGUUUUGAGGGGUCAAGUAAUGCAUAACCAGAACAAAGAGCUCUACCCAGAAUCUUUUUAUUCCCAUCUGUUUCCUGCUUUGAAUCUGACCUCUAACUGUUUGUUUUAGCAGAUGUCCCAAGACUUUCAGUUCACUCUUCUGCUGCGCUCUCCAGUACAAAUACCUUAAAUCUUUUUUUUCUCUUGCUGGUAGGAUAUGUAAACAGCCCUUUCCCAGUUCUUUCAUGGACAUUGUCUUUGCUGCUCUUCUUAAAGUCCUGAAAGUGGAAUCAUGUCUUAAGAUGCAGCUGUAGGGUUGGUUUUUUUUUGUUUGUUUCUUUUAGGUUUUGGGGAAGCUUGGAACUGGAUAGCAGGGCUGUGACUGGAUAGUGUACACUGUCCAAAUUAGAAUAAAAGGUCUGCCCUAGUCCACCCACUGAAACCUUUUUGUUUCCAUAAUCCAUUGGCAUUGCUCAUCUUCUUGAAGUAGAAGCAAGGGGAAAAAUAGGGCCAGAUUUAAGGCCCCUUCAAGUUUAAUGUGAUCAGUUUGCUGGUAUCAAAAUUAGUAAAAUCUGUAUUUUCAUAGGAACAGCUGAAGUUGAAAUGUCCCUUAAACAUCAUAGGUGGCCUGGGUAUACUGAUAAGUAAAUUGCUUGGAAGCCUGAUUUUAUUUCUGUCUUAUUAUAUUCUACAAAUUCUUCCAGAGGCUCAAAAAUUUCUGUAGGCUCUGAUUGUCACUAUAACCCUACUUUAAUUUUUACUGCAAUUAUGAAGUAGGGACUUUAUCUUGUCCAACAGGAGCAAUGCAAAUGGGGUUCCUCUCUCAGCCUAUGGACUCUAGGUGCUGCUCUGCUUGUCUGCUUACCAGGAAGAGCCACAGAAUACUGGACAUCUUCUGCAGUGCUUAUUUUGCAAAUCAACUCUAGGAUGUUUGUUUCUUACAUAACAACUGCAAAGUAUUUACUCAAGAGGUGUAAAACUUACAUAUUUUAUACAUUGUUUGAAAUUUCUGUAUGCAGUUUGAGAUUCAUUCAUUUCAGAACAAUCAUUUUAAUUGCAGGUAUUAACUAUCAAUAAUAAUUUGGUCUCCUGACUGAGAAUUACAGAAAUUCUCUGUUAGUUGUCUGCCUUACAGUAAAACAUGUUCCUGCUAAUAAAUUAAUCUGCCAGUAA